Fusarium redolens is the source of this 646-nucleotide messenger RNA. RefSeq lists its product as uncharacterized. Lineage: Eukaryota; Fungi; Ascomycota; Sordariomycetes; Hypocreales; Nectriaceae. Bases 56 to 331 code for a protein of 91 amino acids. The transcript is spliced from 3 exons. The record is from RefSeq and is a predicted model, not a curated record.
AGCAGCCUAAAGUUUAACCUUAUGACCAGCAAGUACGUCCAUACGUCGUAUAUCAAUGCUUUGCUCGUUCAGAGCAGAUGUGUUUUGGUCGACCCUUGCAUGGACAGAUGGAGCUAUCAAGUGCGACAAAAAUGAGGAUUAUCGCAGGGUCGCGUCUCCUUCAACAUCGCCUGCUGCUGGGUCUGUCGGUAAUGAUCCCAUUGUGCUUGAUGACGACGAGCCUAAUGAAGCUAUCAAGGAAGAGCAAGAGAGUGCCGAACCGGACCCUCUCCCAAACAUCGCGUUGGCGUCCAGCGGCGGGUCAGUCGAUGAUCCAAUUGAGCUCGACUAGCAUUGCAUGAGGGCUUUGGAGUUCGUACUGGCUUUGUUGCCUUUUCUUUGUGAUAACCUGUUAAGACCAAGUAGCAUCUGCUCCAGUUUGAGCUGGAAAAUGCAUCGCAGUGUUGCAAGUCUGGUCGUUUCUUAUGCAUGACAGAGUUUUAACGACAGGAAUCCCUGGAAGGAAUUUGAAAUGGCGAGUUUAAUGAUUAAAAAGCUUUUAUUCUCAAGAAGAAGUGCAUAACUUAGCUUAUGGGGAGAACCAGAAACCUGUUGAGUAGUUCGUUCUUUUGACGUUUCAUCUUAAUGGCAAUGGUUAUGACCUUCA